AUGCCUGACAAGAAAAAUUAUCAUUUCCUCUUCACAUAUUUGCCUCUCUGGGGUCACACUAGAUCAUGCUGCGUCCUCGCGGCGCGUAUGGCUAAAGAACACAGAAAUCUAACUGUGACACUUUUCCUCCCUCCUACGUUCAUCAAGCAAGCAGAGGCCGAGGUGUUAGCGGAACUGAGCUAUGGAGAUGAAGUCAAAGAAGUACUUCAGGACCUCCGGCGACGCGUUAGAAUUGUCGUGUUAUACAAAUCCUCUUCGAUGGAUCUCAUGGAACAAAUGACCUCGAUGUUCGAAGCCUAUCCUGCUACGUACAAAACGCUCGUCGACGGUGAACCUGUAACAUGUGCGAGUACCGGGCGCGUGUUUGAAGGCGUCGGCGCCCCUGAUAUCGUGUUUCUGGAUGUCUUCGCAAGCCCUCUCAUGGCUAUAACUCGUACUGUCACUGGUCUCAGCGUCCCUAUCAUCGGUUUCAUUCCCGUGCAUGCGUCGUACGCCCUGCACAUAUGCCUCCCGGCGCAUAUGGGCGGCCUUGGCGAUCUCGGAGUUAUGAUUGAAGAUGAGGCCAGAAGGCUAGGUGUGACGUCGCGCGAGAUUGGGGACACCGUUUAUUACCGAACUGAAGGCAGGAUCAAUAAGAUCCCUGGGUUGCCUGCGAUGUAUGAUUGGGAGCAUUUUCCACAAGUUCUUGUCACAUCUGGUUCCACGGCCAUCAUCUCUGACCUCAUUAAAUUGGCCGUGCAGGGUAUAAAGGAUUGCACUGCCGGCUUUUCCUUGACGCCAUACGACUUCGAGCCGGAAUCGGUAGACACGCUUAGAUCUUGGUUUGUCGAUGAUUGGAAGAAGGAGUUGUAUGUUGUUGGCCCGCUGCUCGCGUCUAAACCCACUAGAUUUGGCGUCACCGAUGGUACAUCCGCUCUAGGUGCGGAUGUUAGCUCAACAGAAUCGCCGGAGGUGCAGCGUUUCCUCGACAAUGCGAUGCAAGAGUAUGGAAAGAAUUCGGUUGUAUUGAUAUCUUUUGGAUCUAUUUUCUGGCCGACGGUCAAUGAGUACAUCGAUGAAGUUCUCGAAGCUCUUAUUGAGAAGAAGUUCCCAUUCAUCCUCUCAUGUGCAUCCCCGUUUGCACAUAUUGCAGCGGAGGUGCUUGAGAAGAUUACAGCGUCUAAAUGCGGACUUGUGUCGAAGUGGGUGCCACAGAAGUUCGUGCUGGAUCAUCCGGCAACUGGGUGGUUCAUUUCUCAUGCUGGGCAGAGUGGUGUGCAUGAGUCACUCGAUAGCGGGGUGCCUAUGAUAUGUUGGCCAUUCGAAUUUGACCAGCCACUCGCAUCCGCACACCUCACACAAAACCUCAACGCCGCAUUCGAGCUAGUGGAAGUACGCACGGGUGAGGCUGGGCUGAAACCUAUCCUCUCUCUGGGCGGCCGCGCUCCGAAGGGCACACGCGCGGCUGUUGGUGCUGAGAUGCGUGCGGUGCUGGAUGCGUGUCGCGGGCCAGAGGGGGAGGAAAAAAGGAGGAAUAUGGAGGAGUUGAGGAGGAAAGUAAGGGGAGCUUGGGGGAGAUAUGUCAAGGGUAGGAGUCGUCGGGACUUUGAGGCAUUUUUAGAGAAGUUUGGUUUUGACCUGGACGAGGUUGAUGUUUGA
Messenger RNA from Psilocybe cubensis, 1638 nucleotides. RefSeq lists its product as uncharacterized. NCBI's taxonomy places the organism in Eukaryota, Fungi, Basidiomycota, Agaricomycetes, Agaricales, Agrocybaceae. The record is from RefSeq and is a predicted model, not a curated record. The coding region runs from base 1 to 1638 and encodes 545 amino acids. The transcript is spliced from 11 exons. Gene Ontology annotation, molecular function: UDP-glycosyltransferase activity.